AUGGAUUCUACUAACGAUCGAUUCAAGGAAGCGUCAUGGAAGUUGAUCCAGAAUAGCGAUUACGAACUCUCGUCGGAGUACUAUGACACUACUCAACAGUUCUUGGAAUCCUUCCAGCUGCUGGAACUCUCUUCCUUUGAAUCGCUGAAAUUGGCUUUAAAAAACUUUACAGAGGAGACAGGUUACGCAUAUACUAUCAAACGAUCUAAGCGCUAUCGUGAAGAUGAUGUUCGACGAGACGUUUUAGUUUACAAUCAUAUAUGUUAUGGGUGUACUCUGCAUGUUCAGGGUUCUUCCCAUUCCAACAAUGUGAAAGGGUCUUUCAAAGUUGCGAAGUAUACCAUGGUUCACAAUCAUCCUCCCCCAAUGAGUAGCGCUACCCUUGAACUCGAUUCUUCUGCUUUCCCAGCUUUUAUCGACUGCAGUGACAGUUUUCGUGAAGCCUUUCCUACAAUGUCUGCCGGCUCCUAUGUAGAGUUUACUAAUCGUCUGAAGCAAUUUGAAAGGACGACGGGUUCAGUUUACAUAAAGUACUCGAGUGGGCUUUUCGGCAAUACAGGAGAUCGACAGGAGGCGCUGUGCAAGUAUAAGAAGUUGCGGUACGUCUGCGUGCAUUACGGAUCUCGUCGAAGUGAGCCGAUUCGGAGGCGCAAUCAACACACCACGAAGAUCGGUUGCGGCAGUUGCUUUUCGGUGAAGUAUCGUGAGGGGCGACUACAAAUCGUCAGCUACGACAUGCGACAUUGUCACCCCGUGGAUCCUGAAUCCGCGAUGCUCUAUCCCCAUAACCGACGGCUUACGCCAUUGGAAACAGCAGAGAUCGAGCAGAUCCUUGCUUUUAAUCCCAACAUGGGGGAACUGAAGCAUCACAUUAAGGAAAAGUACGGCAAAAUCUGCACAACAAGAGACAUAAUCAACAUGCGCUUUCGUCGGAAAAAACGUCUGGAGAUGUCUAGUUUGAAUUCUACCAAGGAAGUGAAAAGUGUUCAAUCACAAUCCCUCCCCUCCUCUACAUCUACCUUACCCGCUGGAGCGAAUUUGGAGUCGCUGGUGGAUAUUUGUUGUCAACAGAAAGGCAAUUCAAGCCAGGAUGCUGAUGCGCUGGAACCGGAAGCAGAGGAGGAGGAAGACGAGGAUGGAGGGCGUUUGUCGCCAGUCCUGCAGGACAUCCAGCAAUUUACGGAGACUACACCUGCAGAGGAGAUAACGGGUUUUCAGUCGGUGCUUCGUAACCUUGCCAGUGCUUGGCGGCGAAAUCAGCAGUCCGUAGUCGUAGUAUCCAAAAGUGAUGACCCUCAUGUGGAGGAAAGUGUACCACACUAG
Molecule: messenger RNA, 1323 nt
Organism: Hydatigera taeniaeformis
Lineage: Eukaryota; Metazoa; Platyhelminthes; Cestoda; Cyclophyllidea; Taeniidae
Source: the annotation of a GenBank genome assembly